CCGCUUGGCGAUGCCACUCUGGUCCAGAGAAUGAAAGAGAACUCAACGACGCAAAUUAUUGAACAUGAAGCCGUCACUACAUUCUCUAGAGAUAAUCUCCGCAAGCUUCAAUCCCUUGAGGAAAUACAUGAUGUUUCAAUUUCAGUCGAGAAACUUGCAGGACGUAUCGUAAUUCGUGGACUGCCUUCAGACAUUCUUAACGUUUCAGGUGAGAUCCAUACGAUUUUGCACAAAUUGAAAGAGGAAGAACACGAUUGUAAGCGAGCAAGGGCGUUGUCAAAGGAUAUUAGAUGGAUGUACCAUGAUGGCGAUAGAUUUGUGGAAUAUGGAAGCCUCAUAAAUGCAAAGAUCGAAGCUGCCUAUAGUCAGAAGAAAUGCGGAGUGACCAUAACUUCUGAAGAGGAAGAAGAUUUCCAAAUUGAUUUCAGCUCAAUGACAAUGACCGAUCCGCAUGGCGAUGCCACUCCAGUCCAGAGAAUCGAUCUGCGAAAAGGGGUCCUGCUUCCUGCUUACUGGAUUCCACAACCAAAAGACUCACAGGGCUUAGAAAUGACUGUACAUCUUGUUGAGCUGGAUCAUGAGAAAGACGCACAGCAGUACAAGAGUGUUUAGGACCGAUUCCUGCAAACCUGUUCCGGCAACAAAAUUGUAAGGAUAGAACGAGUUCAAAAUCCAGCUCUCUUUAGCUCGUACAUGAUCCGAAAACAGAAGAUGGAUGAGACGAAGGGAAGCAACGAGCAGUUGUUAUUUCACGGAACUCCGGGUGAUAACUGCAAAUUAAUAAAUCACACAGGUUUCAACAGAAGCUUUCAUGGUAAAAAUGCAACCAUGUACGGAAAUGGCGUAUAUUUUACAGUAGAUGCCUCGUACUCAGCUCGGUCAAGCUAUUCACUCCCCGACACGAGUGGUCUGCGGUACAUGUAUUAUAGUAGAGUCCUGGUUGGUGAGUAUACACAAGGCAAGCAAGGUCUCCUCACGCCUCCAGCAAAGAAUCCAAAUGAUCCAACUGACACCUAUGAUAGCGUGGUGGAUCAAAUCCCCAACCCGAAAAUCUUUGUUGUGUUCUGUGACUGGCAGUGCUACCCAGAGUACUUGAUUACCUUUCGCUGACCUGCACACGGUUUUCGGCGCUAUUUAGUGUAACACAACAUGUGCUUCUUUGAAUAGCUAGGCAACAACAACACUAUGGUAUUCGGCCGACAUUUCA
Messenger RNA from Pocillopora verrucosa, 1207 nucleotides. Lineage: Eukaryota; Metazoa; Cnidaria; Anthozoa; Scleractinia; Pocilloporidae. The record is from RefSeq and is a predicted model, not a curated record.